Molecule: messenger RNA, 3645 nt
Organism: Daphnia magna
Lineage: Eukaryota; Metazoa; Arthropoda; Branchiopoda; Diplostraca; Daphniidae
Product: G1/S-specific cyclin-D2
Exons: 8
Coding region: 1357-2382 (341 amino acids)
Biological process (GO): regulation of cyclin-dependent protein serine/threonine kinase activity; positive regulation of G1/S transition of mitotic cell cycle; mitotic cell cycle phase transition
Cellular component (GO): cyclin-dependent protein kinase holoenzyme complex; cytoplasm; nucleus
Molecular function (GO): cyclin-dependent protein serine/threonine kinase regulator activity
Source: RefSeq, a predicted model, not a curated record
CACUGCAAUAUAGAUACAAUAUCAUUUAGCUAUAGAAGUGUAUUUGAAACAAGAAAUUUCACAUACAUGCCUACAGGCAUUUCCACAGCAAGAACCUCUGAGGAAAUGACGUAAUCUUGUCAUUACCUUCUUAUUAAGCUUCUAGGAACUUAUCCCUGGCUGCCUUCUGUCUUUCGUUCAGUUUUGCUGUCAUCUGCCUACCAAACAGACCAGAUUCUUCCACUUCAGGUUUCCCGGUGAGCCGAUGGAAGUCUGGAACAAAUAAACCCCGCCGUGAAAAAAGUCGUCGCAGGGAUCCCGUGAUAGCUCUCCAUCAUGUUACAGGAAGAAUCUCUUUUCAUCCAGUUUUAACCGUACAGAACUUUCUUUUUUUUCUUUCUCGAAAAAAAAUCAUAGUAAAGAAAAAUUGAAAUUUCCAGUGGUGGCAAUGGCUGGAUUUUUCCAGUCGAUUUGCUUUUGAUUCGGUCCUUUCUGAUUUUCCCAACGAAACAUUCUAUUUUUUUCUGUGGCUAAGAUUCUUACUACUUAGUGUCGUACACUUUUUUCUACGUAAUGUUAGUAUGUCUGAGAGAGUCUAUGUGCGACACGAUAACGAUACUAGCUGUCACCGUCCAUCAGCCAAAGAAGCAGCGGCUCCUUCAGAGUACACACUGAAUGGGGCCCCCCACGCAAUAAGUGCUUGAGGGGGGGUUUCUUUCCGAUAACCCACGUGGUUUGUCGUCGACUGCAGGGAAUUUGGAAAUUUAUUAAAGAGAAGUCAGAGCUCCUUCACGGCUUCAGCCGAAAAUUUUCGGAUAGAAUCAAAGAUCGGAAUUUUAGCUAUUUCCGAAUAGUUUCAGAUCUUCACGCCUUCCACCUUUUUUUUUCUACAGAUAUUCUGAAAUUUUCCGAGAGAAAAGUGGACAUUCAAAGAAACAAAAAAUUUCGGGAAAAAGAUGGCCGCCGACUGAAUUUUAGAAAAAAACAAAACAAAAACGCUUCAAGGAUAAACGAAAGAGGAGAAUGGCGAAAUGGAGGGUGGCAAAAUUGUAUAACCUGUGGGGUUUUUUCGUUUCUCUCUUCUCCUAGCGGAAAUCGGUGGAACUAUAAGACCUACCAUCUGUGUGUGUGUACAAGGGGGGGUAGGGUAACCUUUUUUUUGGGGCGCUCAACAACGUGGUCGUGUAUGUGUCUCAGUGUGCCCAGUUGUGUCUGGACUCGUACGUCGAACGGGUCGCUCCAAAAAAACGUGGUGUUUCAUUUUCGUGGCCUCAGUGUUUUGUGAGUGACAUCUUAACACACACACACACACACAUUUUAAAAAACAAAACUCUUUGGAUUAAACGUUAACUCAACGGCGAAACAUUCAAACAAAAAAUGUCAAUGAUGUCGAAUGAAUUGCUGUUGUGCGCGGAUGCGUGUCCGGAAGUGAUGCCAGUUGCUGCCAAAGAUCCUGCCAUUAUGACGGAUCGUCGUGUAUUGCAACAAUUGCUCGGACUGGAAAUGUUUUCCGUUCCAUCGAGCGAUUAUUUUGCACCUUCCAGCACAUCUGAAUUGCAGCCGUACAUGCGUCGCGUUGUCACCACCUGGAUGCUCGAGGUGACUGAGGAGCAAAACUGCGAAGAACAGGUUUUCCCUUUGGCUGUUAAUUUGCUGGAUCGUUUCUUGGCUUUGGAAGCAGCCGUCCUUCAACGAUGUCAACUGCAACUUCUCGGCUGCGUCUGUCUGUUAACUGCCAGCAAAUUACGUCAAUGCCGACCAAUCGGAGUCGACUUGCUCGUCUACUACACUGAUUACAGUGUCACUCCAGCUGAGAUCAGGGUUUGGGAAAUGUUGCUGCUGGGCAAACUUGGCUGGGACGUGUCUGGCGUGACGGCAUUUGACUUUGUCGACCACCUGAUGGAGCGCAUUGAUUUGUCAUCAUCUUCGAGUCAAGUCAGCAGCGGUCACAACGUGCCCCUGACGACAGGAUCUGUCAGAGACUCUGCCGCCGUUCUUCGCGGUCACGCUCUCACCUACGUCAGCCUCUGUUGCACAGAAACGGAUUAUAUGAGAGUACGCCCGUCUUUGAUCGCCGCGGCUUCAAUUUCAGCUGCCAUCAACCGACUCGGCCUUUCGACUUCGUCAAGCAACGACCCAUCGUGUGAGGAGCGUCUCUUGGCUGACUUAGUGGGCACUGAUGUCCAUCAGUUAGCUAGCUUGGUCCGGUCUGUCGAGUCUCUGAUGGCAACCCAAUUGGCUUCUGUCCAACAACAACAAGACCACCACGUUCAACAACAGCAGCAGCAGCAGCAACAACAGCUCCCUCACGUGAAAAACAAUAAAAUGCAGACGACAACGAGUAGUUGGGAACUGGAUGUUCAACCGGAAACCCCUACCGACAUCCAGGAUAUCCAUUUUUGAUCCAUUAUGUUCACCACAAAAGCUUCAUCACACAACUCUCGACGCCCCCUUUCCCCUCCCCCAAAAAACCUGAAUACUUAAGAAAACAAGUAAUUAACUCAAACGAGAGAAAAAAAAACUAAACUUUAUUCGACGAAUGAGACAGUAUUACCUGAUGAGCCGUUCAUUCUUUUUUAAUUAAAUUUAAAUUCCUGGUUUCUUUUUUUUUUUAAACUAUUAUUAGAAAAAAAAAUAUCAAAAUAACAAAAAAAAAAAUAGAAUAUCCUAUAUCAUACUUUAAAAUGUUUAUGGCUCAAAAGUGUCAUGUACAGAUAUAAUAAGCUAAAUUUUCUUUUAUUUUUUUAUCUCAAGAAGAAAUAGUAUUUAAUCUGGAUCUUUUUUUUUUUAAACAAACAUUAAUUCAAAAAAAAAAUUUUUUUUUUAACAUAGAAUUUUUUAAAAAAGUGAAUCCCGAAAUGUUUAACCCUCCUCCCCCUUACUCCAAAAGCAAAAAAAAAAAAAUAAAAUAAAAUGUUUACAAUGUAAUUCCCAACAGUUCAAACAAGUGCUCGAGAGUGUGCCCUUCUAACUUUUAUCGUCUGUCGUUUUACUGCUGAUUGAUUCCCCCCCCCCUUUUUUCGUUUAAAAACCAUUCGUAGACACACGUCUCACUGCCCUGCUUCCAACAGGUUGCCGAUCAAAAAACACACACACACACAAAAAACACAAAAAAAAAUACCUCGUUGCCCCUCCACUCAUCAAACCAUACAUGUCAAGUUCAAGUAGUUUUUUUUUUAAGUUUUUUUUUUAUCCCCCCCUCAUGUCUAGUCGAUUCGUCAUCACUAUACAAACCUAAACCAUAAAAAUUCCCAACUUAUCAUCGUGAAGCCGACACGCAAGAAAGAAAAACACGUUCAUUUUUAUACCUCAUGCGUUUCUCCCCAUCCUUUUCCCGAUGAUUGGUUUAUCGAAUCAUUUUGUUGUGUCAACUACCGGAUUAAUAAGUUUUUUUUUAUUGUCGUCUUUAUCCGUUUUGGCUGCUACGUAUGUUCUUUAAUUUUUAUUAUUAUUUCAAAACGUACACACCAACAUGUUCAAUUCAUCGAGUGAAUUUUCCCAACAUAUUUAAGAAAUGUGUCAUUUUGUAACGCCCCUCCCCAAAUGUGUCUUCUUUUUCUCUAUGCGGAGGAGAAAAGAAGAAAGAGUUCGAGUUCGUUUAAAAAAGAAAAGAAAACAAAAAAAUAAUAAUACUAAAGUUGUUGUAAAUACACAAAUCAAAAAUUU